GCAGCGGCCACCCGAAUGAAAGUGUGGGGCUUUGGAAACGCAUUGCAUAUUGCAGGCUUUGAGGCCUUCGAGUUUCACCUAGAAAAUUAGUGCUGUGAGGUUAUCGCCUCGCUGGGAGCACUCAACAUCAGUGUGCCCUGUGUCAAGCCGGAAGAUUCGUGACGCACGCGUUGUGUUGCGCGUUUGUAGACGUGUGCACGCGGCAGUUGCCUUUCGUUUGUGAGAACACCCCCUUUUUGAUGUCGCCUCGUGAAAGGAACCCUCCUCUAAAAUAAGGUACCAUCUGUUUCAUCGCUGAUCCCCCACGGCGGGUUGCGCCAGGACACUAGGAAACAACCAACCAACCGUGGCUCUCCACAUAGUGAACGAUGGCAUACUCCGAGAAGCGCAAGGCACCCACUGCAACAACUAUGGCCUUGCAGCCGGUCAUCAGUUCGGUGCAGCGAAUGGCCCUUUACGAGACCAAACUGAAAUAUUACUUAGUCGGCUCAAACAACACGCAGACCAAGUUUCGUGUGUUGGAGAUUGACCGGGCAGAAACUAAUAAGCUGCUUGUAUUUGAUGACAAGGUCGAAUACAACAAUAGAGAGAUACGAGAAUUUCUCAGUGAAAUUAACCAAGGAAAAAAAAUGCCCAAAACUGGACAGAAGGGUAACUCUGGCCUCAACAGAACAGUGUCUGCAUUUGGCAUUGUUGGUUUUGUGAGGUUUCUGGAAGGAUACUACAUUAUACUGAUCACGAAGAGGAGACGCAUUGCCAUUGUGGGGCAUCACACUAUUUACAAAGUGGAGGACACGCGUAUGGUCUAUCUGCCAAACACCACUGACCACAAUGUUCAUCCUGAUGAAAACAGAUAUGUGAAAAUUUUCCAGAAUGUCGACUUGUCCAGCAAUUUCUACUUUAGCUACAGCUAUGACCUGACACAUACACUACAAUACAACCUUACUCCACUUGCCUGUAUUGUUCCCAAGAAACCAACCACUUUCAGGAGUGAGUCCGAAGACUCUCUGUCCUCGUCGAGGGUUUCUGAAGUGGAAGUAGCCGACACCUGGGACUUGCUUCCCAUUGAUGAUGCCUACAAGCCUGCGUACAAACUACCUGGAAGACGAUUUCAAAGUGUUGGCAAAGAGGCCAGCAUUGAAAAUUCAUCAAACAUUGUGUGCAGUAGCUUGUCUGAUGGCAUGUGCUUUGCUGGACGCACAAAGCCUAACUGGAGGUAUGUGUGGAACUCUUACCUCCUGGAACCUGUGGAACUGCACACAGAUUGGCUUCUCUAUGUUACACAUGGUUUUGUUGGUCAGACCAAUAUCAGUGUGUAUGGCCGUCCCAUAUAUCUUACUCUCAUCGCCCGUCGUUCCCAGAAGUUUUCAGGAACAAGGUUUCUGAAGCGGGGUGCCAACUGUGAGGGCGACGUAGCAAAUGAAGUGGAAACUGAGCAAAUCGUCCACGAUUCCUCUGUGUCCUCCUUCACAAGUGGCAAUUUCACUUCAUUUGUGCAAGUACGAGGCUCAAUUCCUUUCAGCUGGUCACAAGACAUCUCCAAGAUGGUGCCUAAGCCAGCCAUUAACUUGGACCUGGUCGAUCCAUACUGUUUUGCGGCGGGUCGUCACUUCAACCUGUUGCUGAGGCAGUACGGUGCACCUGUCGUCGUUCUCAAUUUGGUGAAGAAGCGUGAGAAACGCCGCCACGAGAGCCUCCUAAGUGACCCCUUCUUAGACAGCAUCGAUUACCUUAACCAGUUCCUUCCUCGUUCGCACCACAUUGCCUACCUAGCCUUCGACAUGGCUAGAAACAACAAAUUAAAAGAAGCCAAUGUGAUGGGCCGCCUGUCUGACAUUGCUCACCAUAUCCUGCGCAAAACAGGCAUAUUCCACACUCAUGGCAGCCAGGUUGGCCCCCUGCCUACACCAUACACGUUGGGAGGCGCCAUGACAACCUACGGAGCACGUCUGCAGACGGGCGUAGCUCGUGUCAACUGCGUCGACUGCUUGGAUCGCACCAACACAGCCCAGUUUGCCCUUGGGAAGUGUGCCUUGGCUUUUCAGCUGAAUGCUCUCGGUGUCCUUCCAAAGCCGGACCUGGUUUUUGACACGGACAGUGUUCGCAUGUUAGAAGUUCUUUAUGAGGACCAUGGCGACACCCUGGCCUUGCAGUAUGGUGGUUCUCAGCUAGUUCAUCGUGUGAAGACGUACCGCAAGAUAGCGCCUCUUUCUUCACAUUCCAGGGACAUAAUGCAGACCCUCUCUCGCUACCUCAGCAAUACAUUCUCAGAUGCUGACAAGCAGAAUGCCAUAAAUCUUUUUCUCGGGGUGUACCGGCCUUACGAGCAUAACUUUGCACUUUGGGAUCUCACGACGGACUACUACUUGCAUAAUUCCAUCCCAGCUGGUAGGCUACUGUGCCACCGCAACCCUUACACUUGCUGGUUUGAUGAAGAAGUUCCCAUGUCUCUACCUUUUGCUGUUGAAGAAGUGCUGAAGUACCAUGGCAAGUCCCUUUUGGAAGUGAUGAAACUGGAGGCCACCAACGAGAAGGUUGAUGGCUUUGUAGAGCUCUACAGACCGUAUGAGAUGUCAAGCCUCAAUGACCUUUUCAUGUUCAACCUGAGCCAUUCUGUGAGGGACAUCAUGCCAAAUUCUGCCACGGACUACAGCCCGUUUUCAGUGCGGAUCAGGCCCGGAAAGCACCGCGAAAGUGCUGGUGGCAACAAGCCGCUCAACCCUUCUGUGACUGGCAUCUCGUCCACCAUGUCCACCUCCAGCGGUGCCAGCGACUCGGACAGCUCACUUUCAAGCGACGCAGACCCAGAGUUUAUGGUUGAGAGUGACGAGUCAUCUUCAAAUGACCUGUCGCAAAAGCCUUUCACAUUCGAGUCCGUUUUUCAAACAAUGCUGCAGACUUAUGGCAGGGAGAUACACGAGCCCUCACCCAAGGACCUUACCAUAUACAAGAGGUUUGUAACGCUGGGAAAAAUGUCAGGCAUGACCUGCAAGACUGAUGCCAGCAACAUCUCAACACCAAAGAGAUCUCUGCAGUUAAUAAGGCAGAGUGCUUUUACCAUCGACUCUGUCUAUGAAGUCACCCCACCCAUGGUUCCUCGGUCAUCAAGAGACAUCUACCAAGUCUACGUACAGAAAGGGAAAACUGGGGCACCGAUGCCGAACCAGCAUUCACUUGUUACAUACCAGAGAUUUGUAGCAAGCAAAUAUCACUAGAUUGCACUAAUUUAUUUGUUUUCCUUAUCACUAUAGUGGCUCUUGUACAUAUGUAACAUAUGAUGCUUAAUAUAUGUGCUGAAGAAGUGUGAUUAUUAAUAAAAAGUUAUAUUUUCAAUAUGCCUUUAGUACAUGUAUUAUUUACUAUUUAUCGAGUACUGCUGCCCUGAAUUUUCAGGCCUCAAGCAGGAGUGGAUGAGUUACAGUGUGAGUACAAAUGCGCUUGAACAAGAACAGAGGUGACUUACUAAAUGUCAGAAAAAGUAAACUGGUGUGACAAAUGUCCUUGCCCUAUUUACUCUAAUUUGUGCACACACAAAAAAAAAUGUAUAGCCAUAGACAAGUGAAAUGUGAACUAGAAAUUACAGAGUGGAACAGCUUUAGCAUGCUAUAAAUUGCUAUAUCUCACACUGCAAAUUAUGUAAUUACCAUAGUUUUGGCCCCAAAAUAAGCAUGCAAACAAAAAUGUGUUGACCAAAGGCAGAUACAGGAUUUUUUAUAAGGCGGUGUUGGCUUACGGGAAGUCUAAUAUCUAAAGCCAUGCAUGUGUGUCUAUACCCAUCCUUGGCUUAUACAUACAAAAGUUAAGGAGGGGGAUGGGCCCUCAAAUGUGUUCUUCUCUGGGAAGUCGUCCAUUCAAGUGUUUUGCAUCAUAUAAAUAUCAAAUUUCCUUCAAGGCUAUUAAGGGGCAAUGCCAAGACAUUGGGACUGUCAAGUUAAUGAGUGGAAGCUAUUUGUGAAGUCAAAUAGUAGAUAUUUGAUUUGUGAAUUGAACACGUGGAGCUACUAUUCAAUUUGUAUUAGAAUAUCUACAUAUGGACAUGCAUUUACUUAUUUUCUUAUUCGAUGUACAUUGAAACUAAAGGUAAACGCAGUACGAAGAUGGGUUAAAUGAACAGAAAUGUGUGCCUCAGACAGCCUGGCUUAUGUUCGCAAUAGGUAGACUUAUUUUUGUCAUAUGUACCUUGUCAACUUUGGCAUAUUAGUCUUUAGCAAAGAUGUUUUGAAAUGUCAUUGCUAUGAUCUGAAUGACAUGUCUGACAUCCUUUGUACCUUUAUAGCAGACAGACUUCUCUGCCUCUUAUCAAAUAAAAGUCCAGACCCAUGCCAACAGU
Rhipicephalus microplus (southern cattle tick) is the source of this 4330-nucleotide messenger RNA. RefSeq names its product polyphosphoinositide phosphatase FIG4 (gene FIG4). Gene Ontology annotation, molecular function: phosphatidylinositol-3,5-bisphosphate 5-phosphatase activity. NCBI's taxonomy places the organism in Eukaryota, Metazoa, Arthropoda, Arachnida, Ixodida, Ixodidae. Gene Ontology annotation, biological process: phosphatidylinositol dephosphorylation. Gene Ontology annotation, cellular component: intracellular membrane-bounded organelle. The record is from RefSeq and is a predicted model, not a curated record.